UGCCUUUUUACUCUUAUUUUACAAAAGCUUUGUUCCUCUGCAAAUGCACAUGCUCUCAAUCUCCACUCUCUCUAAAUCCAAGUACAUGAUAAAGGUGUUUUUGGAUCAUUUGAACUGAGGGGAGUUGAAUUGAGUGGCUGGGUCUAAUUCAGAUUUCAGUGUUUCAGGUUCUAGUUUUUGGGUUGACUGGUGAAGCUUCAGGUGUUCAGCCAUUGGGGUGGGGUAUCAGGUGGACUUUAGGAUUUAUAUAGUCACUGGCCAAGGAAUUUUUGUCUGGGAAUUUGGAAAAAGUGGCUUAAGUAAAACUAAUUACAUGGGAAUUCAGACAAUGGGGUCCCAAGGUGAUAGUGAUAGUAAUGGCAAACAGUCGCAGUUUCAGCAGUUGACACAGCAAAAUUCAAUGUAUAGUCUCACACUGGAUGAGGUUCAAAAUCAGUUGGGUGACUUAGGAAAGCCUCUAAGUAGCAUGAACUUAGAUGAGCUUCUCAAGAAUUUAUGGACAGCUGAGGCUAACCAGGCUUUUGGUAUGGAAACUGAAGGGACUGAACUGACCAAUCAAACUGCUCUGCAGCAUCAGGCGAGUUUGUCGUUGACUAGUGCUUUGAGCAAGAAGACAGUUGAUGAGGUUUGGAGAGAUAUUCAACAAAGCAAAAAUGAUGGGGAAAAGAAAUCUAGAGAAAGGCAGCCUACCCUCGGAGAAAUGACAUUGGAGGAUUUUCUUGUGAAAGCAGGAGUUGUUGCUGAAGCAUCUAUGGAUAAAAAAGGUGGUGUUUAUGUUGCUGGGCUUGAUCUAAGUGCUGCACCGCAGCUUGCACAACAAGGUCAGUGGAUGCAGUACCCACAGCCACAAUAUCAGCAUCCACAACAAAGUAUGGUGGGGGUUUAUAUGCCAACCCAGCCUCUGCCACAACCUUUAGCCAUAGGGGCUACAGCUGUAAUGGAUGUCUCGUACCCAGAGAACCAGGUGCCAUUGCCUUCACCUUUGAUGGGAACAUUAUCAGAUUCACAGGCAUCUGGAAGGAAAAGGGGUGCCCCUGAGGACAUGAUUGAAAAAAAUGUUGAAAGGAGACAGAAGAGGAUGAUAAAGAACAGGGAAUCUGCGGCACGUUCACGAGCGAGGAAGCAGGCUUACACUAAUGAAUUGGAGAACAAAGUUUCGUGUUUAGAAGAGGAAAAUAAAAGGUUGAGGAAACGAAAGGAGCUGGAGCAGAUGCUGCCAUGUACUCCGCCUCCCGAGCCGAAAUAUCAGCUUCGUAGAACGACAUCAGCCCCAUUCUAACAAGUUUUGCAUAUACCACGAGCUUCUGGCUUUUUUCAAUUGAGGCAUAACUUAAGUGAGCACCACCCACAAUCUGCAUCUUCCAGAGGCAGCUGUUGUUUCAUAUGCUGGUGAUGGUUGCUUCUCCCUUCUUAGAGGUUUUUCAUGUAUCUACCUUUUUACUGUGAAAUCAAUUCAACUAGAAAUUUUCAUGUCACCUUUUCUACUCUCUAACCAUUGAGUGUUAAGAUUUGUAGCUAAAUGUGUAGUUUUUGAGUUUUUAUUCCCUCUUUUGAUAUGAGCAUUUCGCCACUUUAGUGAAGCUUAUAGUACAACAAAACACAUACACAUAUAUACAUAAAUACAUUAUGUUAUGUAUACAUUAUUGAUCGAAGUCAUCCCCGAUUUACAAAUUUUAAUGUGCUUGGUUUGAACAUGAAUUUGAAAGAAUAAUUUUGGGUUUGAUUUGUCAUACAAUUUGUGAGUGGAUGUAGAUUAUUCGAUCUGAACAUGAAUAUCAAAGACUGAUGAGAGAUUUAUAUGAUUUGGAAAUCCAUCUUACUGUUAAAUAAUUCUAAAUAAUUCCUUUAAAAUAAAUGAAAUAAA
Messenger RNA from Durio zibethinus, 1864 nucleotides. NCBI's taxonomy places the organism in Eukaryota, Viridiplantae, Streptophyta, Magnoliopsida, Malvales, Malvaceae. The record is from RefSeq and is a predicted model, not a curated record.